CCUCGCCUCUCCCCCGACAACCCCUGCCAGGCUUCCUGUAUAUUUUCCUCCUCCCCUCCUCCCUGGGUCUCGCUCUCGCUAUCCUUACCCUAUCCGCAGCCGCCUGUUAUUAGCAUCCAUCCAUCGCCUUUUUCUUGGGAGCGUGACCAGACCAGACCAUGAGCUUUUAGUUCACCCGUGGCUUUGUUUUUAUCCCCUCGUCGUUGACAGACCAGCGAUACUCCCAUCCAUUGCGGCAUUGCACCUCUGGACAGACUCCUAUCGUCCAAUCUUUCUUUCCUGCCAAUCCUCUGAUUGUUAUUGUGCCCCGUCACGGUUAUCGGCAAUUGUUUUGGUUGCCGCAUCGCCACUGUCAACAUGUCUGCAAACACCGGCUACGGGCAGGUGAUCGAGUACAUCCAAGAUCGUCUCUACUUGGCCUCCUAUGAUAACCCCCCCGAUGCACGCACCCCAUUCCCUUACCCUGUGGAGCAACCGAGAUCUCCUAGCAAGCGGUCCGCGCGUGCUCAGCCGAGUACUCCCAGCAGCAAGAAGCGAAGCCCCGUGUACUUCACGGUAGACGACGUCCUGCUCUACAACUCUUUCCAUGCCGACUUCGGCCCUCUUCACAUUGGUCACCUGUACCGGUUUGCAGUCCAUUUCCACGAAAUUCUCGGGGAUUCUGGGAACAGCGAUCGUGCGGUCGUCUUCUACUCCAAAACCGAUGCGCGUAGCCGUGCUAAUGCCGCCUGUCUCGUCGCGUGCUACAUGGUUCUCAUCCAGUCCUGGCCCCCGCAUCUGGCAUUGGCCCCCAUUGCGCAGGCCGAUCCUCCCUACAUGCCUUUCCGCGAUGCCGGAUACAGUCAGGCGGACUUCAUCUUGAACAUCCAGGAUGUUGUCUAUGGUGUGUGGAAAGCAAAGGAGAAGUCACUGUGUGGCCUGAGGGACUUCAGCCUUGAAGAUUAUGAGAAGUUCGAGCGCGUUGAUAUGGGAGAUUUCAACUGGAUCACGCCUGACUUCCUCGCCUUUGCUUCACCACAGCACUCGCCCAUCGCCCCUAUUGCUACGAAUACUCCCGAAUAUGCUGCAUUGCCUUCGACCAUCUCGGAAGUUCUCGCUUCCAAGUUACCUCUUCCUUUCAAAAAUGUCUUGGCCCACUUUUCGUCCCGCAACGUCGGUCUGGUUGUUAGAUUGAACUCGGAGUUAUAUUCGCCAUCUCACUUUACCGCCAUGGGUAUUACUCAUGUCGACAUGAUCUUCGAGGAUGGCACCUGCCCUCCUUUGCCUCUUGUCCGCCGUUUCAUUAAGAUGGCACACGAGAUGAUCACGGUGAAGAAGAGGGGUAUUGCCGUGCACUGCAAGGCUGGCCUCGGCCGCACCGGCUGCUUGAUCGGUGCCUACUUGAUCUACCGCUAUGGGUUCACUGCGAACGAGAUCAUUGCCUUCAUGAGAUUCAUGCGUCCUGGUAUGGUUGUCGGGCCGCAACAGCACUGGCUGCACCUCAACCAAGGCUCGUUCCGCGAGUGGUGGUUUGAGGAUUCCAUGAAGGAGAAGCUUGCUCAAAUGCAGGCGACGCCCAUCACCCCCGGACGGCCGUCCACCAGGCAGCGUGCCAAUGGACCUGUUGCCACGCCUCCGAACAACGGUCACUCCAAGCGCGCCGCUCUUGGGGAAAUCGAUCACAACGAAGGCGGUGGUGCCCAAAGUGAAGAAAACCUUCCUGCACCAACUCCUGGACAACCUCGGAAAUCCCACAGGAAAGACUCUCGCCACCACCCGUACGCGCGCACCACGUCUGGUUCCCUGCUCGUUGAGAAAGAGGGCAACAAGAGUGGUGACCACAGACAUCAUCGCAUCAGCACCGACAGCAGCGAAAGCGAGGAGGAGGUCCAACUCCGGAUGCUGGCUAAGCGUUCCUCCAAGUCCCCCGUGGCAUCUCCCAACCAACGAUCCGUCAGCUACUCCGCCACAGUAACAGCAAGUUAUACCCUCAACGAUGACGACCGCGAGAACUGGGGUGAUGCUGCGACCUAUGCGGCACCCAAAACUCCCAGCAGCAAGACUGGCGCAGCCAUUGCAGUGACCAAAGUUCGGACGAGUCCGAGGCGUGUUACGGACAGCCGGAGCGACACCAAGGGUGUCCGCAAAGCUAGUGGCCGUGUUGGCAGCACCGGAAGCCCCACGCGCGUGAAAUGAAAGCUCUAGUAUCGGCGCGGGUCGUUUCUUCUCUUCGUACUUUGAGCUUUCAGAUAUCCUUUUCGCCGCGCGUUCACUUCUCUUCGUUGAUGUUACCGGGAUAUAAUGUGUGUAUAGUCCUGGGCAUUUUUCUUACAUUACCACCUGUUCUUCUUGGCAAUUCUCCGGUGUGUUUGUGGUGUUAGGUCUGGCGCAAAACUCAUGGGUCUGGGUGUGUUACGGCGUUCGGUUGUCCUGUUGAUGGUUGAAUGAUCUAGAGUGGUCUGGAAUACAUCGAGUCUUUGACUGGCACAUUAUGUUACACGUGCAAUGACUGCUGUCGGCUCCUAGGGCCGAGGUAGCGAUGUUCUGUUGAUCAAGCCGUGUUUCUCUGUACGUAUACAUCUACGUCGGCAUGACAGAUUUGGUUACGAGC
Messenger RNA from Aspergillus heteromorphus CBS 117.55, 2590 nucleotides. RefSeq names its product phosphoprotein phosphatase CDC14 (gene cdcA). The transcript has 3 exons. Bases 358 to 2175 code for a protein of 605 amino acids. Gene Ontology annotation, cellular component: spindle pole; mitotic spindle midzone; mitotic spindle. NCBI's taxonomy places the organism in Eukaryota, Fungi, Ascomycota, Eurotiomycetes, Eurotiales, Aspergillaceae. The record is from RefSeq and is a predicted model, not a curated record. Gene Ontology annotation, biological process: regulation of exit from mitosis; microtubule cytoskeleton organization; protein dephosphorylation. Gene Ontology annotation, molecular function: protein tyrosine/serine/threonine phosphatase activity; protein serine/threonine phosphatase activity.